AUGACAUCAAAAAACUAUUCCGGACCUAUGCCAUUCGACUGCGAUACCUCGUAUAAUCCAACAAUAGAAGUUUUGAAAUAUAUUGGUUCAAUUUCAUAUUUAGUGCCAGGAUGUGUACUUCAUUUUUUGAUACUAAAAAGCAUUUUGUUAACUCGCAAGGAUUAUUUUAAGAAUAGCUCAUUCUUUACACUUUUUACAAUGGAUUCUAUAGCGAGCAUUAUGUCGAUUCUUCUAGACGUCUUCUUUGGACGUCUCUUCUUAUAUGUCUCUCCUCUGUGCCCCAUAGUUGGACCAUACUUUUGGUACCCCUCAAUGAUUCUAAAAAUCUAUUAUUACGUUCUGGUCCAUACUAGAUUCGCCAAAGCCGUCGCUCAAAUUUUCAUGGUUCUCAACAGAAUGACUUGCGUUCUGGUGCCCACUUUUUAUACUACGAUUUGGAAUAAACUGAUACCUAUUUCCGUGGCUAUGAUUCUGUUAGUUCCUUUUGGGGGUACUUGGUAUCUUUUGCUAACCCCAAGAUAUUUUGUAAUACCAUCUUAUGGAGGAUUUGCAGUGAUUUAUAUUAGAACUGUGGAUUGGGCUGCCGUCUCCUUAUUCCAAUCCAUCUACUAUCUAACUGCUCUUGGCUUCACUGUUAUCUGUACCACUAUCACCUUGUACAGUCUUAUUUUACUGCGAGUUCGUGUGAAAUCCGCUGAAAAAUCACUUUGCUUCACUUCCAUGUUCAUCUCUUUCAUUUUUCUCCUAGUUGCGGCUACUCAGAUUUGCUACAUAGCCUGUCUUGAGUGUCGACCGUCUCCAUAUCUCUUUUCAGCUCAAUUUCUGGCGUUUGAUGCAUUUUCAGUGGGGUCAGCUGUUAUAUUGGUGUUGAAUAAUAGUCAACUGAGAGACUCGAUAUUUUCACCGAGCAAAAACGAAGACCGCGUGUUUCGAGCAUCAACGAAUAACUCUUUUACUAGUCAUGUGAAGAUUUAG
Molecule: messenger RNA, 975 nt
Organism: Caenorhabditis briggsae
Lineage: Eukaryota; Metazoa; Nematoda; Chromadorea; Rhabditida; Rhabditidae
Gene: Cbr-srg-15
Product: Protein CBR-SRG-15
Exons: 6
Coding region: 1-975 (324 amino acids)
Biological process (GO): sensory perception of chemical stimulus
Cellular component (GO): membrane
Molecular function (GO): transmembrane signaling receptor activity
Source: RefSeq, a predicted model, not a curated record